AUGACCAAAUUUCUUCCAGCAGAAGAUAACAUAACUAUAUCCUUUUUUCAUGAUAACUGUUCAAACUGCAGUGUGAUAUCUUCUUUCAACAUAGAUAUCAGUAAGACACUGGUCUUAGGCUUGGUGCUGAUAGUCUUUAUAAUAUUCGGUGUGAUGGGCAACAUCAUGGUCAUCCUCUCUGUUGCGUACCAUCGGCACCUUCGCUCUGUAACACAUUACUUUAUCGCCAAUCUUGCUGUGGCAGACCUGCUUCUCAGCUCUGUGGUGCUACCUUUCUCCGCUGCCUCUGAAUUCUUGGACCGUUGGAUAUUCGGGCGAACUUUAUGUAACGCCUGGAUUGCACUUGAUGUACUGUGCUGCACAGCCUCAAUCCUCAGCCUUUGCAUUAUCUCUGUGGAUCGUUGUGUGGCUGUAAGUUACCCACUGCUCUAUCCUUGCCUGGCCACAGGAAGUAGGGCACGGGCUGCAGUCGUGGCUCUCUGGGCCCUCUCGGCUGCCAUAUCUGUUGGCCCACUGUUUGGAUGGAGAGAGCCUAUGCUGGAGGAUGAAUCAGUGUGCAGAGUCAAUGAAGAACCAGGAUACGCAAUCUUCUCCGCUGUGUGCUCAUUCUACGUGCCGUUGGCAGUGAUUUUGGCAAUGUACUGUAGGGUGUAUGCUGUGGCCCGCCACAAGACUCACUCCAUGAGUAAGGGCAGGCUGACAAAUGGGUUAACAGAGCAUGGGGUGACAGUACGGAUCCACUGUCGCAAUGCUCAGCAUGCCGCUGGGAAGGACGGUGCCAUGCCAUCAAGGCAGUCUCACUUUGCUUUCAUGCAUCUUCAUAAGUUUUCCCAAGAGAAGAAGGCAGCGAAGACUCUGGGGAUUGUGGUGGGUUGUUUUGUGCUCUGCUGGCUGCCUUUUUUCCUAGUGCUGCCCAUAAGCUCCAUCUCCCCCUCCCAUAGACCCUCAGACACUGUCUUCAAAAUUACUUUCUGGCUUGGCUACUUCAACAGCUGCCUCAACCCCAUCAUCUACCCGUGCUUCAACCAGGAGUUCAAGAAGUUUUUCCAGAAUGUUCUUCGUGGCCUCUGCAGACUGCCCAGGACCCCCCCAUCAGGCCAUUGUCGAAGCCCUAUGACCCUGCAUGACCCCAAACCAGGCUCACAAUUUAUCCUCGCACUGCCUCCACAGGGUUUAUCAUCUAGCUCUAUUGACUCAGCAGCAUGCUGGAGGUCUAAUAAGGCAUCACAUACCACUGUGGUACUGACUGAGCAUUCCUAUUCUGCACAUGGCCACUGUAUGUGUGUACUGAAGACCUGCUACUUCAAUACCACAGAGAAAUCUGCAUGCUCAUGCAUGGAACUGCACACAACAACAGAACAAUCUCUGACUAAGGUUCAUCAGGUUUCUAUAGGUGAUAUGGAAGGUGAUGCUAUAUGA
Messenger RNA from Xyrauchen texanus (razorback sucker), 1419 nucleotides. RefSeq names its product alpha-1A adrenergic receptor-like. Gene Ontology annotation, cellular component: membrane. The record is from RefSeq and is a predicted model, not a curated record. Gene Ontology annotation, molecular function: alpha1-adrenergic receptor activity. The coding region runs from base 1 to 1419 and encodes 472 amino acids. Lineage: Eukaryota; Metazoa; Chordata; Actinopteri; Cypriniformes; Catostomidae. The transcript has 2 exons. Gene Ontology annotation, biological process: phospholipase C-activating G protein-coupled receptor signaling pathway; positive regulation of cytosolic calcium ion concentration; adenylate cyclase-activating adrenergic receptor signaling pathway.